Molecule: messenger RNA, 516 nt
Organism: Spirometra erinaceieuropaei
Lineage: Eukaryota; Metazoa; Platyhelminthes; Cestoda; Diphyllobothriidea; Diphyllobothriidae
Source: the annotation of a GenBank genome assembly
AUGCGUGUUUCACAUUUGCAUUCAGAUGUGAGACUGGACGGCACCAAGCUGGACGCUGACUCGGAUUCCGAUGACUCAAUGUCCACUGCAUCUUCCAUGGCUACGGCUGCAGCCGAGGCAGCACAGCCUGCACGGCCGUUGCCACCCCAUCGUCCGGUCCUGCACUCCGACCCGAAGAAUACUCCCCCAUCACCCUCCUCGCGACAACCUGCCACUGCCAGUCGCCUGCCCGCCGGCAAAGCUGCCCCUGCUCCCACAGUGUUUCGCCGACCCCGCGGAAGACCGCCCCUCCUGCAUCGCCGCGCCCUGCCCUCCCGACUGGACGACCGGGCGAAAAUUGCCGUCACGGCCUCCGCCACCGCCGCCACCUCGAAACGAAACAGUCUUCUUGGCGGUCACCGGAGGGGCAGGCUGGCCAGACGGGGUACUCCUGCCUUCUCCUCUUCCUCCUCGGCUCGUCUUUCACGUGGUGGUGGCCGCCGCGCCUCGCUUUCUAGUCCGCCGAGUACGCAGUGA